UUAUUUUACACAAAUACCGUGCAAGACGUCGUGCGAACCCCACUAUAAAGGCGGCGGGUUUCUCGUUCACUCGUAAUUUUAGUCAUCCGCGAACGCGAUUUUUUUUCUGAUAAAUUACGUUAUUCUCACCUUCGAGAUACGUCGUUAAAUUUAUUCACUUGUACAGUGUUCUCUUCCGUGACGCAGUUAAAUAAUAAUUAGGUGUUCUCUCUUUCUACGUUACUUCGAUCAAGCAGCAACAUAUUUAAAACAAUAUGCAGCGCAAAAAUUUUCUAUUUGAACGAUCGGAUUUGGAUCAGCCAACUUCCACGGUAUUGUUCAAAAAAUGGGAAUUCGAAAAAGAAGAAUUUUCCACCUCGUCGACAAAUUUGUUGUCACAGUUCAAUUUAUCUCGUACGCUUGGUGAGAACACGAAUAUCUUGCCUUUUUAUACAACGCCACCGAUGGAAAUGAAAAUUGCAUCAAUGCCAAAAGCGCCGAUCAAACAGAAAAAACUUCCUCGAAAGGGAGAUUUAAAGCCAAAAAAGUUACAGUAUUCAGACGAAGAAUCAGAAGUUUCUACCGCCGUGGAUAGCGGUAUAAACUUCGAGUCCAUACACUCAAACAACACACUAUUCUCCAAACAACAUACCGCGAAAUACAAUAGAUUUGAUUCUUCUCAAAAAUGUACACGCAGAUUGCGGCCUAUGUUAGAUAAAAUUAAGGGGCAAACGAACGAUAAAGAAAACGAUAAAAAUAUUGUAAAUCAUAGAUCUACAAAUACACUAAACAGCAGAAAUAAUUUAGGACAAACGUCAUCCGUAGUAUUUAAUUCAAAUACUAAAAUGUUUUCUGAUCAUAAUGAUAAUUAUGACUGGAAAGACAAACUAUAUUCGCUACAACCCCAAAGAGAUAUUGGUCUAUGGGUCCAAUGCUGUAGAAAGGAAUGUCACAAGUUUAGAUACGUUGAUAACUACCAUGAUCCAACAGAUGUACCCAAAAAAUGGUUCUGUGAAAUGAAUUCUGACAAGUCAAUAGCAUCUUGUAAUAUACCAGAACAACCUAUAUCACCUGCUGAUAAAUCUGAUUUGAUUGAAAAUACUUAUAAUGCAGGUAGCAUUGUUUGGGCACAUAUUUCUGGUUUUCCUUGGUGGCCUGGAAUAGUUAAUGAUAACCCUGACACAUUCGCAUACUAUGAAUUACAGAAAAAAUCAAUUAAACCUGUAAGAUAUUAUGUUACAUUUUUUAACGAAGAACAGCUUGAUGCUGCUUGGGUUCAUAAAAAAAAUAUUAAACCAUUAGCAUCACAUAAAUAUAGCCAAGUUAUUAAAAAGACAAAGUAUUUUGGAAUAGAAUAUGAACAACCUUUAAAAAAAGCAUAUCAAAUAGCUUUAAAUGCUCUUCCAUUAUCAAUUCUACAGAGACUGAGAAAAUAUAGUUUCCUGGCACAAUAUGAAAAAUUUUAUGACACAAAUAAUAAUGUUAAUAGACCUAUUACCCAAACCUCUGAAAUGGAAAUAGUAGAAAAUUCAGAUGAUGAGAGACAACAUUCAAAUUCGAGUCAACACAUUACAUUAAAGGAGUUUUAUUUAAGCACACGUAAAAACCAAAUUUCAAAACAAUUUCUGUCAUAAAUAACAAAUAAGAUAUUUUCUUAUAAAACAAUAACGAAUCAGAACUCAUUUCACUCAUAUUAAAUAUU
Molecule: messenger RNA, 1681 nt
Organism: Osmia lignaria (orchard mason bee)
Lineage: Eukaryota; Metazoa; Arthropoda; Insecta; Hymenoptera; Megachilidae
Cellular component (GO): nucleus
Molecular function (GO): zinc ion binding
Source: RefSeq, a predicted model, not a curated record